Messenger RNA from Cyanidioschyzon merolae strain 10D, 1947 nucleotides. Its product is annotated as similar to transitional endoplasmic reticulum ATPase. The record is from RefSeq and is a predicted model, not a curated record. The coding region runs from base 1 to 1947 and encodes 648 amino acids. The transcript has a single exon. Gene Ontology annotation, molecular function: ATP binding; ATP hydrolysis activity. Lineage: Eukaryota; Rhodophyta; Bangiophyceae; Cyanidiales; Cyanidiaceae.
AUGCACUGGGUUAUACUGACGGCUGACCGCACAGCCGCCCAGUCGUCGACGUCAGGAGGUCGCUGCCUCGAACGGACGCUCCGCACAACGGAUCCGUUGCCGCUGAAUAGUUCGCUUAUCAAGCACCUGUUGCGCAAACAGAGCCCUGAUCCGCGUGCGAAACGUUUUGUGCUUCGCUCGCCUUUCGAAAACCACAGCAUCGCACUGAGGGUCUUGCGUAGAAGCGACACCUCCCCAGCGAGCUGGGACGAAGUUGACGUCGUCUACCUUGCACCGGAGCUCGUGCUCGAUCGCGUUGUUUCCGACGAGGCUGCGGCAGUGCUGAGAUGCGACCCGUCGAUAACGCAUCUAAAGCGUGCGCUGUGCACGCAGCGCGCUUUGACGCCUCCAGCACCCGUUCUCCUGGUGGACUGCUUCGGGCCUGGCGUCUACGUGCACGAUGCGUUGUGCUGGCUGCAGCGAGCGGACGACACACGGGCGUGGAUGGAGCCGGCACUGAUCCUCCGAUUGCAGGCGGCAACUCUGUGGUCAAGCGGCAGCGAUGCCAUGGAGCUGCUCUCGAGCCUCGAGCGCUUGUUGAACGAGCCAGCCUUUCAUGCCACUCCUGCCCUGCUGGUGGUCGACGAUGUGGACAUCGUCGUCGAGCAGCACGCGUUCAACGGUGUGCUUGUGCACCUCGAGACGAUCCGCGAUGAAACCCCGGUACCGCUGCUGCUCGUGCGCUAUCUGGACCGCACCACAGAACCCGCACCUGCCGUCGAGUCCCUGCUCGGUGAACGCGGCCUGCAUGUGGAGGUAUCGCAACCCUUUGAAAACCCGGCACAAUGGCGUGACUUGUGCGAGGUAAACAAGGCAUCGGCAACGUGCGACUUUGGACCCAAUCAUGUGGAGCAUGCGACUUGGCAGCAGAAAAUGUCCGCGGAAAUCCCCAUGUCACCGGCGAACAUGCUCUACGGCGGAUACAUUCCCUGGCCGCAGCCGCAGCACCAGCACCAGCAACCUCCGCAGACAAGCUGCAGUAUCAGUGAGCACGACGACCAUGCGGACCAAGUUUACAUCGUACCGCGACGUUCGUGGCACGAACUCUCUCGCCUCAUCGCGAUCAUGAAUAGUCGCUCUUGGCCUAGCACCGACACCAUUGCCGUUCGCCCGACUGGGGCCUUGCUCUACGGACCACCGGGCUGCGGGAAAACCGCUCUGCUUCGUCAAAUGAUGGCGGUAUUUCGGACUAGUGAUUUCGAGUUCGUGACUGCAGCAGACGUGUCUCGGGCGCUGGUUGGCGAGUCGGAACGCCUGCUCGGUGCACGCUUCACUGGGAGAGCGCGCGGAAUGCGCCUCGGCAUGCUCGUGUUUGAUGAGGCCGACGCCCUCUUCCCCGGAAGACAUGUCCCGAACGCUGGACUAAAGCACCUCAGUGGUGCACUGCUAGAACAUCUCGACAAACUGCGUCGCUCAGAUCACCGUCUGUUGGUCUUCCUGGCCACGAAUCGUCCGUGGCAACUUGACCGAAGCCUCUUCCUCGGUGACAAAUUCGACUGCCUGCUGUACCUGGGUCCACCGGGCCCAUCGUGCCGUGCACAGCUCCUGCGCCGACUCAAGCUGCUCCCCGCAGGUACGACGUGCGAUGGGGAUUUGCUGGUCGCCCGUACAGCCGGUUUCUCGUACGCUGACCUGCUGAGUAUUCGCAGUAGAAUGCAACGCACGCACAAGAGCGCCUUGGAGACGGUUUCCACGAUCCAGCCUUCGGUAUCGCGGGAAGAGCGGAUGCGCUUUGAACACUGGAAUACGAUGCUGCAAAGUUAUGGCGUUGAGAUUCUGGAGCCAUCCAGUGAAGAAGCGCUCGAUCCAUUGCCAUGGGACGCGCAAGCGGAAGACGCCCGAGUGCGUCAGGUAGCCAGUGAGGUCGCGUAUCGCGGCGUUUGCGAGCAACGAACACACUCAUACUAG